AUGGUCGAAGAGAGUCGGCUGUGGCAGAGCCUCGCUGAGGGUGUAUUCCAUGUCCAGCGAGAGAUCAUCUAUGGAGUACUUGUGCUUAUACUUGGCUUGUUCUGGAUUGUCUCGUCGUUGAGAGCAAGGGGUACGCAUUUCGAAUCCAUCAAUGAGAAGAAAUCGCAAUGGUGGAACUUGAACUACAAGGCCAGGAAAGAUUAUAUUCAGCAUGCCAGAAGACUUCUCUCGGAUGGAUUUCGCCAGUUCAAAGGACCCUUCUCGAUCCUCACCGACGGAGGACGUAUCAUCAUGCUACCACCAGAAAUGAUCGAUGCAGUCAACGAGAAGUCUGAGCUUUCUUUCCAGAGAUUCACGGAAGAGCAUUUCCUCGCCAAAUAUGACACUUUUCGAACUUUCAGGAGCCCGCCUCCAGGCCUUUUCGAAGAGGCGGUCAUGACAGGCUUGACCCGAAGUCUCCCCAAGUUCACAAAAGCUCUCUCCAAAGAAAUGUCCUCCUGUCUCGACGAUACAUGGAAUCCGAUCUUGAGCGAUAACGAAUGGCAUGAGAUCGAUAUCAGAAAGGACAUUUUGAAAUGGGUCGCACGUCUCUCCACCCGCAUCUUCCUCCCAUCUCAUUUCGCCGAGGAUCCGGAAUGGCUUCGCGUGUCGGUGGAGUUCACGACAGACGCCUUCAUGGCAAGCACCAUCUGUCGAUUCAUGCCCAGAAUCAUCCAAUGGCCCAUGGAGCGCUUCUUCCCACUGUGCCGCAAAGUCAGACGCGACUACCGCACCGCCGCAUCAAUCCUCCAACCCGUCCUCGACGAACGACACAAAGAGAUAUCUACAGCGCAGCAGGAAGGUCGUAAACCUAACCUCCCAGACGACGCGAUCGAAUGGUUCCGCAACGCCUCCCACGGAACGAAGAAGUAUCACGAAGUCGACAUACAACUGAGUCUCUCCGUAGCCGCAAUCCACACCACAAGCGAUCUUCUCCUCCAAGCCCUCCUAAACCUCGGCACCCACCCCGAACUCCUAAACCCCUUACGCGAAGAAGCAAUUUCAGUCCUAAAAAAACACGGCUGGCAAAAAACCGCCCUCCACGACCUCCAUCUCCUCGAUUCCUUUCUCAAAGAAACUCAACGUUUGAAACCAAUCAACAUGGUAACAAUGCACCGAACCGCAACCUCCCCGGUCCACCUCUCCAACGGCCUCAAAAUCUCCCAAGGCGCCCGCACAGCCAUAUCCUCCCACAAAAUGUGGUCCGCCUCCAUCUACGCAGACCCGGAAACCUUUAACGCCUACCGCUUCCUCGAUCCCACAAUGGGACACCGCCGCCAUCUUGUCGCCACGAGUCCCGAACAUUUGGGUUUCGCGCACGGCAAACAUGCGUGUCCCGGAAGGUUUUUUGCGGCGAAUGAGGUCAAGAUUGCGAUGGUGCAUUUGGUUUUGAAGUUUGAUUUCAAGUUGGAGGAUGCUGGGAUGGCGAGGUGGGUGGAGUAUGGGACUGCUAUGAUUGCGAAUCCGAAGGCGAAGAUGUGGGUGAAGAGGAGGAGGGAUGGGGGGAUUGAUUUGGAGGGGCUUGCGAUGUGAUAUUGUGCCUAUUGGUCAUGUGUGAAGUUAUGCCAGUUGAGACGGAAGGAUGGUACAGCGUAGUGU
Molecule: messenger RNA, 1638 nt
Organism: Pseudocercospora fijiensis CIRAD86
Lineage: Eukaryota; Fungi; Ascomycota; Dothideomycetes; Mycosphaerellales; Mycosphaerellaceae
Exons: 4
Coding region: 1-1572 (523 amino acids)
Molecular function (GO): monooxygenase activity; oxidoreductase activity, acting on paired donors, with incorporation or reduction of molecular oxygen; heme binding
Source: RefSeq, a predicted model, not a curated record